This is a messenger RNA of Castor canadensis (American beaver), 707 nucleotides long. The record is from RefSeq and is a predicted model, not a curated record. NCBI's taxonomy places the organism in Eukaryota, Metazoa, Chordata, Mammalia, Rodentia, Castoridae.
UGGCUCAGCCACCCGAUCGGGCUCUUUUCGGCGCAAACGGGCGCCGCGCGCGUAGCCGCUGCCACGCUGACCUCCCGCUCCUGCCCGCUGCUGUGCUGAGCCCUGGCAGCGAGCGAAGGAAGUCACCCAGAGGGGCAGGAGGCGGCGGGGACCGGGGCCCCGGGGUUUAUAUGGCUGCUCCCCCUGAGCGGGUGGUGUGCGCCACCGAGCUCGCCCAAAGCGCCUUGGGCUCAGAACGGCUCUGAGUUGUACCGCCUGCGGACAUCGACUUAACAGUUCCAGGUCCGCCAAACCGCGGGCGGGGACCCCAGGAGCGGAGGAGGUGGCGGCGGCGGCAGCUGUCUCUUCCAGAGGGCGAUGUGGCCGGCCGGCGCAGGCACCAAGCUGCCCUGUCCCCGGGACUCCGCGCUCCGGCGGGCGGCUUUCUCCGGGAACCUCACGGCCCUGCCUUCUCACUUGGUGCCCGCCGGUCGCAGUGUCCGGGUCUUCAUCAGCGCCAACCCUGAAGGUCACAUGCCAGUGCAUCUUUUAGCAGAACUAGAGUUGUAUUUGGACCCUGGUAACAAGCAAGUCUCGGAAUUUCUAGGCUUUCAGACCAUAAACUACAAGAGAAGAUAGAAGGAGUAAUGGAUAUUCAACACCAAGAAACAGUGUGUAUCCCGGGGGGGAGCAGAUGCAUGCACUCCUUCAACCAGUGAAUGUUCAUA